Messenger RNA from Prorocentrum cordatum, 1560 nucleotides. NCBI's taxonomy places the organism in Eukaryota, Dinophyceae, Prorocentrales, Prorocentraceae. The record is from the annotation of a GenBank genome assembly.
CUCCCUCCCUCUCUCCCUCCCUCCCUCCCUCCCUCUCUCCCUCCCUUCCUCCCCUCCCUGCCUGGCGACAGCGGCCGUGGGGAAACCCUUCGCGGCGCCGCUCGCCGCGGCCCGGGCGUCGCGGCCAUGGCCGAGAUCUUCUUCGCCAGGCUGCCGCCCUCGCGGCUGACGGCGUCCGAGACCGAGCUGCGAGACUGCCUGCUGCGGGCCGCUGCGGUGGCCGACCGGCUGCUGCCCAGGACGGGCGCCGUGUCGCUGUCGGCGUGGGUGAACAGGCGGAUACCCGGGCAGGUGACCCUUUCCGCGACCCGGGACGGCCACGUCACGCUGGCCGCCGGCGAGGCCACCGCCGCUGCCGCGGAGGCCGCGAGGCCCCCGCGCGCCGGCGCGCCGGCCGCGCCCGUGCCGAAGGCCCCGCCGGGCGGCGCACCCGGCGGCCUGCCAGCCGGCGGCAGCAGCGCCGCGGCGGAGGCGUUCUUCGGCCGGCUGCCGGCGGACGCCUUCACGCCGUCGGAGGAGGCCCUGCGCGCCGCGCUGAAGGCCCUGCUGGCGGAGCGGGGGCCCCUGACGGUGUCGCAGGCGGCGGCCCACCCCGAGGUGGCCAGCGCUGCGAAGGCCACGCUGAUACGGGCCGUCACCCUGGCGGACUGGGCGGAGCGGCGCAUCGGCAGCGAGGUGCAGGCCGUCACGGACGAGAGGGGCGCCCGCGUGCUGCAGCUGGCGCGGCAGAACGACAGCAGGGAGGAGCGCCGCGAGGCGUUCUUCAGCCAGCUGCCGGACGGCAGGUUCACCGCCGAGGAGGAGGCCCUGAGGUCGGCCCUCAUCGACUUCCUGGCCACCUGGAAGUCGGCGGAGCUUGCCACCUUGUCAAACGCUGGGACCGACAAGGGGGUGCAGUGGGCCAAGGGGAACCUCUUCCGCGGUUUCGAUAAAGCCGUCACCAUGCGUGAGUGGAUCGAGAGGCGCAUCGGUGGCGAGCUGGAACUCCAGAUGGACGCGAAGGGGCAGCAGGUGAUCCACGUCACGGCCGCAGCCAGGAACCAGGUCGCCGCCCGCUUCCGCGAGCUCGAGCGGCAGGGGGCGGCGCCGCCCAAGGGCAAGGGCAAAGGUCCUGACGACCGCGUCGGCCAGAAGGGCGCCGUCAUCCCAGCCGCGGGCUCCGCCCAGGUCGGCGGCAAGGGGAAGGGCGCGGCCAAGGGCGCGAUCACGAACGGGCCCCCCGCGGCACUGCCGAAGGCCGACCGCGACGCCAUCCGCAAGAGGCUCUUCGGCAACCUGCCUCGACAGGCUGGAGCCCCCCGAGCUGGAGCUGCGGCAGGCGUUGCUGGACUUCCUGGGCGGCUGGUCGGGCCCAGCGGGACAGGCACAUCCUUUCCUCACAGAUUUGGACAAGAGCAAGGCCGUCCAGAGCAAGAAGAGCGCGCUGCUGCCCCCCGAGGUGUCGCUGCUGUCCUGGAUCACCACGCGGAUAGGUGGUGAGCUUGCCACAAAGCGGGAAAAGAGCGGACAGGUGGCGCUGCUGCUCCGAGACGAGCUGGACGCCGACAUCGGCGAAGAGGC